Molecule: messenger RNA, 3185 nt
Organism: Propithecus coquereli (Coquerel's sifaka)
Lineage: Eukaryota; Metazoa; Chordata; Mammalia; Primates; Indriidae
Gene: RGL2
Product: ral guanine nucleotide dissociation stimulator-like 2
Exons: 18
Coding region: 372-2708 (778 amino acids)
Biological process (GO): Ras protein signal transduction; positive regulation of GTPase activity
Cellular component (GO): plasma membrane
Molecular function (GO): guanyl-nucleotide exchange factor activity
Source: RefSeq, a predicted model, not a curated record
GUGAGCUCCAGAAUCCCGGGGGGUGGGGGCGGAGGACAGUGGAGCUGGGGACCCGGCCUCCUGGGCUCCGGCCCCUGGGCGUCCAGCGUUCCCCUAGCUCGCGGCCCUGGCUCCUGUCCUCACUUCCUUCCCCUUUUGGCUCCUGCUUUCGGAGCGGGCGGACGCGGGGGGGAGCGGAAAGGGCGGGAGGGCCCAGGAGCCCCGCGGAAGGGGAUACAGGGGGGUACGGAAAAGCCCGGGAGGGGACUCGAUCCGGGGACUCGGUCGGGGACUGGAGACAGACGGGAACAGCGGCCCGGGACCCACGCUGUCCCCACCCCUCCCGAGCAGGCGCCCCCAUGGCCCGACCCCGCUGAUUGCUUCACUCGGCCAUGCUCCCGCGGCCCCUGCGGCUGCUUUUGGACACGAGCCCCCCCGGGGGAGUCGUGCUGAGCAGCUUCCGAAGCCGAGACCCCGAAGAGGGUGGGGGCCCAGAUGGCCGGGUCGUGGGCGGGGGGCAGGAGAAAGAGGAGGAGGAGGAAGAAGAGGCCCCUGUGUCUGUCUGGGAUGAGGAGGAGGAUGGUGCCACGUUUACUGUCACAAGCCGCCAAUAUCGGCCUCUUGAUCCCUUGGCCCCCAUGCCUCCCCCGCGUUCCUCCCGACGGCUCCGGGCUGGCACUCUGGAGGCCCUGGUUAGACACCUUCUGGAUACCCGGACAUCAGGGGCUGACGUGACCUUCGCGGCAGCCUUCCUGGCCACCCACCGGGCCUUCACCUCCACACCUGCCCUGCUAGGGCUUAUGGCUGACAGGCUGGAAGCCCUUGAAUCUCAUCCUGCUGAUGAACGAGAGAGGACAACAGGGGUAGCCAUCUCUGUACUGUCAACCUGGCUGGCCUCUCACCCUGAGGAUUUUGGCUCUGAGGUCAAGGUUCAGCUUGACCGGCUUGAGAGCUUCUUACUUCGGACAGGGUAUGCAGCAGGGGAGGGUGUUGGGGGGGGCAGCGCUGACCUCAUCCGCAAUCUCCGGUCCCGGGUGGACCCCCAGGCCCCCGACCUUCCUAAGUCCCUGGCCCUCCCCGGCGAUCCCCCUGCUGACCCCACGGAUGUCCUGGUGUUCCUCGCUGACCACUUGGCCGAACAGCUGACCCUGCUAGAUGCGGAGCUGUUUCUCAAUCUGGUCCCCUCUCAGUGCCUGGGGGGCCUAUGGGGACACAGAGACCGGCCAGGACAUUCCCACCUCUGCCCAUCUGUCCGAGCUACUGUCACACAGUUCAACAAGGUGGCAGGGGCAGUGGUUAGCUCCGUCCUGGGGGCUACCCCAACUGGAGAGGGGCCUGGGGAGGUGACCGUACGGCCACUCUGUCCCCCCCAGAGGGCCCGGCUCCUGGAGAAGUGGAUCCGAGUGGCAGAGGAGUGCCGGCUGCUCCGAAACUUCUCUUCGGUUUAUGCUGUCGUGUCGGCCCUGCAGUCCAGCCCCAUCCACAGGCUCCGGGCAGCCUGGGGGGAAGCCACCAGGGACAGCCUCAGAGUCUUUUCCAGCCUCUGCCAGAUUUUCUCUGAGGAGGAUAAUUAUUCCCAGAGCCGAGAGCUGCUCCUGCAGGAGGUGAAGCUGCAGCCCCCUGUGGAGCCACAAUCCAAGAAGGCCCCGAGGUCUGGCUCCCGGGGUGGGGGUGUGGUCCCAUACCUCGGCACCUUCCUGAAGGACCUCGUGAUGCUGGACGCAGCCUCCAAGGAUGAGCUGGAGAAUGGAUACAUCAAUUUCGACAAGCGGAGGAAGGAGUUUGCUGUCCUUUCUGAGUUGCAACGGCUCCAGAAUGAAUGUCGUGGCUAUGACCUCCGACCUGACCAUGAUAUCCAACAGUGGCUACAGGGGCUCCAGCCACUGACAGAGGCCCAGAGCCACCGUGUGUCCUGUGAAGUGGAGCCACCUGGUACCAGUGACCCUCCUGCCCCAAGGGUGCUUCGGCCAACACUGGUCAUCUCACAGUGGACAGACGUUCUGGGCUCUGUUGGGGGCCCCACCCCCUUGGUGUCCUGGGACAGGCCCAGUAUGGGGGGAGAUGAGAUGCCUGGAACCCCUGCUCCUCUGCUGACCCGCCUGGCUCAGCACAUGAAGUGGCCGUCUGUCUCGUCGCUCGACUGUGCCCUGGAAAGCAGUCCAUCGCUGCACAGUCCAGCUGACCCCAGCUACCUCUCUCCCCCAGCCUCCUCCCCUAGGCCUUCUCGAGGUCACCGCAGAUCAGCUUCCUGUGGCUCCCCACUGAGUGGGGGUUCAGGAGAAGGGACCUCCAGGGGCACUGGAUAUGGGGGAGGGGGAUCUGGGCCAGGGGCCUCUGAUUGCCGAAUCAUCCGAGUCCAGAUGGAGCUGGGGGAAGAUGGCAGUGUCUAUAAGAGCAUCUUGGUGACAAGCCAGGACAAGGCUCCAAGUGUCAUCAGUCGUGUCCUUAAGAAAAACAAUCGUGACUCUGCAGUGGCUUCGGAGUAUGAGCUGGUACAGCUACUACCAGGGGACCGAGAGCUGACUAUCCCACCCUCGGCCAAUGUCUUCUAUGCCAUGGAUGGGGCCUCACACGAUUUCCUCCUGCGGCAGCGGCGAAGGCCCUCUACUGCUACACCAGGCCUCACCAGUGGCCCCUCUGCCUCAGGAACUCCUCCGAGUGAGGGGGGAGGAGGCUCCUUUCCCAGGAUCAAGGCCACAGGGAGGAAGAUUGCACGGGCACUGUUCUGAGGAGGAGCCCCUGUUGGCUUACAGAAGUCAUGGUGUUCAUACCCGAUGUGGGUAGCCAUCCUGAAUGGUGGCAGUUAUGUCACAUUGGGACAGAAAUUUAGAAAGGUGGCUGCCACCCUGGGGCAGUGAAGUGCCAUUGGUUUACCAGACAGCUGAGAAAUCCAGCCCUAUGGGAACUGGUAAUCUUGUAACCAAGUUGGAUACCAGUGUACAGCUCCCCCCUCCCAUGAGUGCAGCACACACCUAGUGCUGGAAAAAGGCAUCAGUUUCUGAUUCCUGGCCACAUCCUAGCGAAGGGCCAAGGAAAGGCCUAGAAGUUGCAGGGUGGGGAGGAGAGGGGAGGAGGGCCUAAAGUCUCUGAGCCCCAGGGUAGAGGGGGAUGGCAAGAAAUAGGUUCUAGCAGUUCCUUUUCCCACUCUGGGUGUUUCUAUCACUGUGACAACACUAAGAUAAUAAACCAAAACACUACCUGAAUUC